AGCUAACACUGUUGCGCAGUUCCAUCUAAUCUAAAGUUCAAGGUACCGUAGACAGGUUGGGUUUGUUUCACUGGGCUCUGUCAUUCACAUGCACAGCUGCUGGCUGGUCUGUUUGUCUGCACAGAGGCCUUCUAAAUUCAAAGAUCAGACACCAUGGGAGAGUGGGGUUUUCUGUCCUCCUUACUGGACAAGGUCCAGUCCCACUCCACUGUCAUUGGGAAGGUCUGGCUCAGUGUGCUUUUUAUCUUCAGGAUCAUGAUCCUUGGAGCUGGAGCAGAGAAGGUGUGGGGGGAUGAACAGUCGAAUAUGGUUUGUAACACCAAACAGCCUGGUUGCAAGAACGUCUGCUACGACCAUGCCUUCCCUAUCUCACACAUCCGAUUCUGGGUCCUCCAGAUUAUCCUUGUGUCAACACCGACCCUUAUCUACCUCGGUCAUGUCCUCCACGUCAUCCACAAAGAAAAUAAAUUAAGGGAAUACAGGAAGACCCACUCGGGUGACAUUGUCAAACUUCCCAAGUACUCUGACGAAAAAGGCCAUGUUGAGAUAAAAGGCAACCUGCUGGGAAACUACAUGAUCUCCAUAUUCUUCAGAAUCCUCCUGGAGAUAGGAUUCAUUGUGGGGCAGUAUUACCUGUACGGCUUUGUCAUGGACCCAAGAAUCGUCUGCUCCCGAGCCCCCUGCCCCUUCACCGUAGAGUGCUUCAUGUCUCGACCCACAGAGAAGACCAUCUUCAUCAUCUUCAUGCUUGUCGUGUCCUGCAUCUCUCUUGUACUCAACGUGGCAGAAAUCUUCUACCUGGCUUGUUCUCGCUCAUCCAGACGGAGGUCUAAAACUGUGCCGGCCACUGCUCUUGCCAUUCACCCACGUUUGAACGGUGACAGUCUGAUGAAAAGUGAGAAGCUAGGCCUCCAUGAUGCCAGUCACAGCACAGCCUGAAGGUUGCCAUUUGGAUCCAAUGUAACAGUCGCAUAGUUACCAAGAAAGCAUCAGGGCACAAAAAAUGUGACUGAAAUGAGACCAUGGCCCACGUGACUAACACUCGGAGUUAUUUAUUUAUGAGAUGCUUAAAAAUUCAUGAAAAUUAUGCAAAUUUGGAGACAUAUAUGUAGACUAUUUAUGAAUAGUCAGAAACGUUUAAAUAUUUAAAUUUGCACAAGAAUAAUACAAUUCAUGGUAUUGUUUCACUAAAGCGUUUAUUUAAUUGUUCAAAAACUGAGUUAUGUGGUUUGUUGCUUUUGCACUAGCUAAAAGCCAUUUAGUUGUGCUACCAACCUGUUUACUCUAAAAAAUAAAAAAAAAAAACUAUGUAAGGGCUGUUAGUGCCACUUUGCCUUUUACUUUCUCCUGUGUUGGGUAAUUUGCAGGCAUGACUUUUAACACUGUAAAUAUUUAAAUUACAAAUCCUUUUUUUAUGUUUUGUAUUUUAAUAUGACUGUAUGUGCCUUGUGUUAAUGAUUGAUUAUUAAAAAAAAGGGUCCACAAA
Messenger RNA from Epinephelus lanceolatus (giant grouper), 1486 nucleotides. Its product is annotated as gap junction Cx32.2 protein-like. Gene Ontology annotation, cellular component: connexin complex. Gene Ontology annotation, molecular function: gap junction channel activity. The record is from RefSeq and is a predicted model, not a curated record. NCBI's taxonomy places the organism in Eukaryota, Metazoa, Chordata, Actinopteri, Perciformes, Serranidae. Gene Ontology annotation, biological process: cell-cell signaling.